AUGGAUAUUGAUUCACCAGUGCAGAGUAAUAAUAACUCUCUUUUAAAGAAUAUUGAAUCUUACUUUGGCAAUUCACCAGAUUCCCCAUCAUUAACUAAGAAUCUAUUCAAAAAGAAAUCAUCCAAACCAAAACCAUUGGCUACAAAGAACCUGAAUACAUUGUUCGAUCUGCAAAAAGAAUCUAAAUUUGAUUCUCCUACAUCAACAUUAGCUGCUGAUUUAAGUGAGAACUUCCAUAUUCAAGAACAAAUACCUACCCCUAAGAGAUCGCUUCUGUUUGACGAUGACUCCAGCAUAGGCCAAUUCAGUUUCGAAGUUGACCCAGAUAUGGAUUAUUCACCAAGUGUCACCAAAUUAUCAAAACCUCCAAGCGCCAGACCAAAACUACACAAUGAUUCAAAUAACUCUUCAAGAACCACCUCAAACCUUUCAAUUUCCUCCAUCAACUCUAUUUCUUCUGUCUCUAGUUCAGAUACCAUAUCAUCAAAUUCACAACAAUUGACCAAACCAAGAAAACAACUAAGAAGAGCUAAAACAAGUAUAUCAAACACAACAAGAUUAUUACACUCAUACAGCGCUUCGAAUAUCAACUUACCAAAAUCAAAUUUCAAUGUUGAUGAUGAUGAACAAGACUUAACAAUUACAAAUGAAUUGGAAAAUGACACAAUGAUGAUGAACAAUAACUCAAGUAAUCUGGAUUUCUUAUGUGUUCCAUCACCAAUUGCAGAAAGAUCAUUGAAUUUAGAUGACUUGGAAGAUGAUACCAAUAAUACAGCUCAUGAAAACUUUCUUAAUGCUGGAUUAAAUAAAAGAGAAAUUGGUUCACCUCUGCAAAAAAGACCCAUUAAAUCAAAAGUUCGUCGUACACAUUCUAUGUUUUACUCCAAGAAGGAAAUCACUGAUACAACAAAUAUGUUUGGUAAUCUGAUGACUACAAAAUCACCAAUCAAUAAACUAAGCAAUGAUCAAUUUGAUGGUUCUGUUUUAUCCAAUUCUAAUUUAGAAAAAUCAAAAAUUGAAACAUUUAAUGUUAAAAAUGAUUUGAUUCCAAGAAUUAAAGUUGAAACUUUAUGUAAAAUUUUAGAUGGACAUUACAAAGAUUCAUUUGAUGAAGUUCUGAUUGUGGAUUGUAGAUUCCAAUAUGAAUAUCAAGGUGGUCAUAUCAAUGGUGCUGUUAAUGUUUCAUCUCAACAAGAAUUGGAAGAAAAAUUUUUAAACGAAAGAAGAAAAUCAAAUAACUUUUUGGAAACUGAUAACAAUAAAAAUACUUUAAUUGUUUUCCAUUGUGAAUUUAGUUCCUAUAGAGGUCCAUUAAUGGCUAGUCAUUUAAGAACAUGUGAUCGUAAUAAAAAUCAAGAUAACUAUCCACAUUUAGAUUAUCCAGAUAUUUUAGUCUUAGAAGGUGGUUAUAAAUCAUUUUUUGACUUACAAAGUCAUAGAUGUUAUCCACAAAAAUAUGUUGAGAUGAAUGAUAAUAAUCAUAAAAAUGCUUGUGAAGUUAAUUUAACAAGAUUUAGAAGAGAUUUAAAAAGAGCAAGUUCUCAUGGAAGUUUAAGUUUCAGUUCAUCAGGAUCAUUAUCAUCUUCUUCAUUAUCAUCUUCAUCUACAGGUGCACCAACACAUACAAGAUUACCACAUAGAAGAACAAUGACUUCAAUAAAUUUUCAAAGAAGACCAAGUUUGAAAACCACUUCUUUAGAUUUUUCAAGAUCUUCAUUAGAUUUAGUUACAGAUGAAUCAGAAAAGGAAAAUGAAAUUGAUUUAUCAUCUGAUGAUAUUAAACCUCCUGAAAGAAUGAAUUUUGGUUUCAAAUUUCCAAUUUCAAAACCACUUGAAGCAUUACAACAUUCAUCAACACCAGCAGUUCCAACUACAAAUUCAUUGAAUGAAGACACCCCAAUCCCAGCUCAAAAAAAGAAGCUGUCAAGAGCUUUCACAUAUGCUAUGUGA
Molecule: messenger RNA, 1950 nt
Organism: Hansenula ciferrii
Lineage: Eukaryota; Fungi; Ascomycota; Saccharomycetes; Phaffomycetales; Wickerhamomycetaceae
Gene: MIH1
Product: putative tyrosine protein phosphatase MIH1
Exons: 2
Coding region: 1-1950 (649 amino acids)
Biological process (GO): protein dephosphorylation; positive regulation of G2/M transition of mitotic cell cycle; positive regulation of G2/MI transition of meiotic cell cycle
Cellular component (GO): cytoplasm; nucleus
Molecular function (GO): protein tyrosine phosphatase activity
Source: RefSeq, a predicted model, not a curated record